AAAACUAGGUUUUUCAGUGAAUUAAACAUUUCCGGAACCGAUGGGGGACCCAGAGAAGUUGCCAAUUGUAGGUUAUGUGUACAUAAUAAAAUAAUUGUUUAAAAUCCGCGGACGGUUCCUCUUGUUUUUAUGCACUCUUACGCACGUAUCCUUCCUUCCUUCUUCCUUCUCUUCAUCCUUCCUGUGUGUGGAUCGCGUGAAACGGGAUUUGGUUCCGGAGUGAUUUAAAAAGGACCGGAAGUCUCGCGUGGGGGUAUUUCUCUCUUUCUCUCUCCCUUUUUUUCUUUUUGUGGCUUUGUUAAAUGAGUUCGCGAAACCCGUGGAGAGACGAGGGCAUGGAGUUUGUGCACGAGUAUUUGCCGGUGUUUCGGGUGAAGCGGCCUUUUGUGGCCGGGACGCCGAUGCCGCCGGUGGCGCCUGUGGCGCCCGCUGGACAACUCCCGCCCUUCGCGUACCCCUGGCCCAAGUACUUCAACCGCUACGUUCUGUCGCCGGCUGCUUACCCGCCUGCCACUUAUCCCUUCACCCAAGCACUUACACAGCAAGUCUCUGGCAUGCAAGUUGGACAACGGGAAGGGUAUUUGUCGGGACCAGAAGGCUGCAACCUGUUCAUUUACCACCUGCCACAAGAGUUUGGGGAUGCUGAGCUCAUGCAGAUGUUCAUUCCUUUUGGGAACGUCAUCUCUUCCAAGGUGUUCAUCGACAGGGCUACAAAUCAGAGCAAGUGCUUUGGAUUUGUAAGCUUUGACAACCCUGCAUCAGCCCAGGCCGCAAUCCAGGCCAUGAAUGGCUUUCAGAUUGGCAUGAAGAGGCUAAAAGUGCAACUGAAGCGUCCGAAGGAUUCUGCUCGUCCCUACUGAGGAGGAAUUUAGAGAAAAAUUUCUUUCUUCUCUGGAAAAACAACAACCAACAACACAGGAAACAACCCUCUGCAUGAAAAAAAUUGAAAGAAAUCUCUCUUUGCAGCGGUUUUUUACUAUCAGACGUACAAUGGAAAAUUCCCAGGGUUUUGAGAAAUUGAGCGAACUCUUGAAAUUCCCUUUUUGAAAGUUUUUUCUUACAAACCUCCCACUGUCAUGGAAUGAACAAAAUAACGAGAGGAAUACCUUGCUUUUUUGCUAUUUUUCUCGGCACAAAAUUAACUCUGCUCAAUUGACCAAGGUUACCAAAGUUCAUUUCCCAAAUCCACUUGUUGGCAACCCUGGGUCACGCACUUAAUUACCAAUUUUAGCUGGGCUGGAGUUCGAAUACAUACUGACGCUGAAUGACAUUGAUUCAUAAUAUUUGUUCUCUGGGACGCUUUGACAUUGCCAAUUGCGUUUUACGUCUCUCUUGAAUCAUGACCAAAACAGUUUCAGUGCUGACCUUGGAAUCUUUUGGUUGAUCCAAGGUUUUUAUUUUGUUUUCAAAUAAUUCAGGGUUGCCAACGUUUUCGAAGCAGUUUGCUUUUUAUCCCUUUAGAAACCUGUUCUUAAAAGGAAAAUCUCCACUGCUGCCCCCCUGGAGAACGAAAAGAGAAACUGUGUGGAUGGAUUUUAGGAAAUCUUGAGGGUGGAAGACUUUGCCGGAACGGCGGUGAAGAAAUUUUUAUAUUUUGCGAACUCGGAAACGCGGUGUUGAGUGUUUCAUUUUUUUUCUCGACUUUUAAUUUUGACAUUUUUCAUUUCCUGUUUUAUCGCCCGCGUUUCCGGUGAUAAGAUGAGGAAUGUCCCAGUUGUUAGAACCGGAAGCUUAGCACAGCUAGUCAGCGUUUGCACGUUCGCCACGGGAUCUUUCAGGAUUUUGCAGAAUUUGGAUCUCUGUACAGGCUUCAUUCGCGAAUCAAACUUGUGUAUAUCGCUCGAGUAUAUUUUCCAGCGACGGGGGGGGGGGUUGAAAAAAAGAGAAGGGCCUGGUGCCAAAAGCAGAGGAGAAAAGAGGCAGAGCAGCGCGAAACCAAAGAGUUUUUUCUCUGGGUUCCCCGAAGGGUACGUUAACGUACCCCGGGCGACUCCCUAUCUUUGUCCUACUGGGAUACUUGUACAGGAAAUUUUAUUGUAGACGCCCUGACUAGUCUUGAGGCCCGUUGUUGGGCUGUGACCCAUGAUUGACCCCCACCCCUUUUUUUUCUGCUUGGGUUGUUUUUCCCCACCAAGGAGAAGAGUGGCUUUUUUUGCAACACACUGGAAAGCUUGGAAGGUGGCGCCACAGUCUGCAUGUAUUCAAUCCCUUCUUGAAUCUGUAUUCUCUUCAUGCUCAAGAAGUUCUUUUUCAAUUUCAUAAUGUUUGUGAUUUAGCUGUAAACGUUUUGGAAGCGGGUUUCUAGAAAAGCCUCUGCUAAAUUUGUUGACAGAGGAAAGAUUCCAUUCUUUGAGAUUACCAAAUUUAAGGAUUGAAAUGUGGAACCUUUGGGUCUCAAUUUCUUGUUAUCUGAUGUUUUACAUUUGAGAUCAUCUGUUGGUACUUGAUGUACAACAAAAAGAUUUUAAAUGCACAAAUAUACACAAGGUUAGACUACAAUUUGCAGUGACACCAAGUUCAGUAUUCAAUUGAUGCAUAUUGUUUACAAGCAGAGGCGUUUGAAAUUAUUUGUCAUAAUUGUCUCAUUUCUUGUCAACUGCAAUUUCAGUGGCGAAAAUUGCAAACUGAAAAUAUUGUGGUGAUCUCAUCUCAUGGGUGCCAUUUGAAAAACAUCAUCCCUCAAGAGUAUAUCAAGGCAUUAUGUUUCUGUGGGCUGAGAAAGCUACUCAAUUCCUUGAAACCCAACUGAAAAUUUGAUUUCUUGAAAAGGGUUUUACGCCGCUUUUUCUUUGUCAAAAGCGGUUUAUCAAAAAAAAAAGAGGAUUGACAAAAAAACGGCGACCAACAUAUUGUAUAGUUAUUUUUAUUAUCGGAACCACGCACUGAUUCGGUUUCUGCGACGGAAAUUUUCCUCCUAAAAAUUCUAGUCUUGAGAAAUUGGCCAGGUUUUUUUCUGUUUUGCGUCGCAACUGCGCAUAUCAAGUUCAUUUUUUUCAAACCGGUUCGCCGACGUUUCUCUUCUCCGGAAAUUUUUUUUUCGUUUUUGUUCCUUUCGAGAGGUUGAUUGCAUGGUGAUACAAGGGAAAAGAACCAUUUGUAAAUAAGAGUGGGAGGAAUUUUUUCGGGGUGAGAGAUUCGAAGGAGUUUUAUCAGGCCUCCGUCUUUUGAUCGACCAGAAAAACGCGCAUAUUUAUAAGUUACAAGUCCCAUGGCGGUUUUUUUCGGGCGGAAAUUCGCACGUUUUUGGCGCCCCCCGCAACUUUUUUUUCAAGCGCGCAAUUGUGAGAAGUCAUUUUAAAAAUGGGAGGGUUUCGCGAACGACCCAGCAAGACUUAUUCGCAAGAUGCAGUAUUGGUUAAAUAAAGUGAAUCGAUGCUUCAUCAGUCUCA
Notodromas monacha is the source of this 3389-nucleotide messenger RNA. Lineage: Eukaryota; Metazoa; Arthropoda; Ostracoda; Podocopida; Cyprididae. The record is from the annotation of a GenBank genome assembly.